Morchella importuna is the source of this 471-nucleotide messenger RNA. RefSeq lists its product as uncharacterized. NCBI's taxonomy places the organism in Eukaryota, Fungi, Ascomycota, Pezizomycetes, Pezizales, Morchellaceae. The record is from RefSeq and is a predicted model, not a curated record. Bases 1 to 471 code for a protein of 156 amino acids. The transcript has 4 exons. Gene Ontology annotation, molecular function: DNA binding; cyanate hydratase activity.
AUGUCAUUCGACAAACUGCCACCCAACACCCCCACCGCCAGCAGCCUCCUCUUCGCCAAGAAGAAGGAGUCGCAGCUGACAUUCGCCGACCUCGGCCAGAUCCUCGGCCGCGACGAGGUGGCCGUCGCCGCCAUCUUCUAUGGCCAGGCCAGGGCGGACGAGGACGAUAUUCGUAAGUUGUCGAAGGCGCUGGGGCUGUAUGAGAGUGUGCUGCAGGCGGAGCUGGGGGGGUGUCCGUUUCGGGGCGGGACGGUGGAGAUGCCGCCGAGAGAGCCGUUGAUCUACCGCCUGUAUGAGAUUGUGCAGACGUACGGGCAGGCGUACAAGGCGGUGCUGAACGAGAAGUUUGGUGAUGGCAUCAUGAGUGCCAUUGCGUUCUCGACGAAGGUGGAAAAGGAGACGGAUGAGAAGGGCGUGGACUGGGCGGUCAUUACGCUGCGGGGGAAGUGGUUGCCGUAUUCGCGCUUUUAG